AUGGGAGAUUCACAACAAGCUCAACGAAAGGAGAAUACUACCGGUUAUAAUUCAUGGAGUCCAGCAGAAACCAAAACUUUGAUAAAUUUACUUUUAAAGGGUGUUGCUGCAGGUUGGCGUGAUGCAAAUGGAACAUUCAGCAAGUUAACUGUUGAAAAAAGAAUACUACAUGUCAUUAAUCAAAAUCAUAAGUGUGUCAAAACUACUCAAAUAGAAUUGAAGACCUUGAAGAGAAAAUAUCUAUAUCUAAGAGCAUCAUUAUCGAUGAUCUUUUGUGGGUAUCAUUAA
Molecule: messenger RNA, 288 nt
Organism: Arabis nemorensis
Lineage: Eukaryota; Viridiplantae; Streptophyta; Magnoliopsida; Brassicales; Brassicaceae
Source: the annotation of a GenBank genome assembly